UCCAGGAGCGUGGGUCCCUGCACUGUGCUCCGGUCGCUGACAUGGCUGUCCUCGGAGUGCAGCUGGUGGUGACCCUGCUCACCGCCACGCUCAUGCACCGGCUGGCACCCCACUGCUCCUUUGCACGCUGGUUACUCUGCAAUGGCAGUCUUUUCCGGUACAAGCAUCCGUCUGAGGAAGAGCUUCGGGCACUAGCCGGGAAACAGAAGCCCAGAGGCCGGAAGGAACGGUGGGCCAAUGGCCUUAGUGAUGAGAAGCCAUUGUCUGUGCCCCGAGAUGCCCCUUUUCAGCUGGAGACCUGCCCCCUCACGACCGUCGAUGCCCUCGUCCUGCACUUCUUCCUGGAGUACCAGUGGUUCGUGGACUUUGCCGUGUACUCGGGUGGCGUGUACCUCUUCACAGAGGCCUAUUAUUACGUGCUGGGCCCAGCCAAGGAGACCAACAUCGCCGUGUGCUGGUGUCUGGUCACUGUGGCCUUCUCCAUCAAAGUGUUCCUGACCGUGACCCGGCUGUACUUCAGUGCCGAGGAGGGCGGCGAGCGCUCCGUCUGCCUCACAUUUGCCUUCCUGUUCCUGCUGUUGGCGAUGCUGGUGCAGGUGGUGAGGGAGGAGACCCUGGAGCUGGGCCUGGAGCCAGGCCUGGCCAGCAUGACCCAGAACUUGGAGCCACUUCUGAAGAAGCAGGGCUGGGACUGGGCGCUCUCUCUGGUUAAACUGACCAUCCGUGUGGGUUUGGCAGUAGUGGGAUCCAUGCUGGGAGCCUUCCUGACCUUCCCAGGCCUGCGGUUGGCCCAGACCCACCGUGAUGCACUGACCAUGUCGGAGGAUCGGCCCCUGAUGCAGCUCCUCCUGCAUACCAGUUUCUUGUCUCCUCUAUUCAUUCUGUGGCUCUGGACCAAGCCGAUCGCGCGAGACUUCCUGCACCAAGCGCCCGUUGGGGGAAAACCUGUCACCUUGCUGUCAGACUCCGCCUAUGACUCCAUGUGCCUAGCCAAGGCCCGCGUGGAGCAGCUGAGGCGAGAGGCCGGCCGCAUCGAGGCCCGUGAGAUCCAGAGACGGGUGGUCCGGGUCUACUGCUACGUGACAGUGGUGAGCCUGCAGUACCUGACGCCGCUCAUCCUCACUCUCAACUGCACGCUGCUGCUCAAGUCGCUGGGUGGCUACUCUUGGGGGCUGGGUCCAGUCCCCCAAACAUCCGCUGUUGAGUCCUCAGCCAGUACCGUCCUCAGCAGCCCGGGUGAGGACGAGGUCCAGCAGACGGCAGCCCAGAUCGCGGGGGCCCUGGGUGGCCUGCUCACGCCCCUCUUCCUCCGCGGCGUCCUGGCCUACCUCAUGUGGUGGACGGCCGCCUGCCAGCUGCUCUCCAGCCUCUUCGGCCUUUACUUCCACCAGCAGUUGGCGGGCUCCUAGCUGCCUGUGGACCCUGCCGGGCCAGCCGGACAUGGCCUGGUCCCUCUGUGCGUGCCUCGGUGUCCCCAGCUGCAAGAUGGGGCUAGGACCUCCUCAGUCCCUUUCACCGCAGUGCCUGAGCCAUGGCCCCUGCAGACCCAGAGUGGCGGACCUGGAGCUUCUGCCUGGAAACUUGUCUCCUUUGCUCACUGGGACAGAGGGUCCCAGGGGCAUUGUCCCUGAAGCGUGUGUGCCACAGUUGAGCGGGACCUGCUCUUCUGAGCAAAUAAAGGAGCAGGCUGGUUUUC
Messenger RNA from Tupaia belangeri chinensis (Chinese tree shrew), 1696 nucleotides. RefSeq names its product transmembrane protein 161A (gene TMEM161A). The record is from RefSeq and is a predicted model, not a curated record. NCBI's taxonomy places the organism in Eukaryota, Metazoa, Chordata, Mammalia, Scandentia, Tupaiidae.